AUGGGAAUUGAGAAGGGAGCAGUGAUUCAGGAAGCUAGAGUCUUCAAUGACCCUCAGCUUGAUCCUAGGAGAUGCUCAUGCCUUGGCUUUGCUCCAUCAGACUGUCUUGUAGUGUUUGCUAAUACUGAGCAUAUUGUAGACUGUCUUGUUGUUCAUCUACCAUCAGCACUAGCUCAAUGA
This is a messenger RNA of Arabis nemorensis, 180 nucleotides long. The record is from the annotation of a GenBank genome assembly. Lineage: Eukaryota; Viridiplantae; Streptophyta; Magnoliopsida; Brassicales; Brassicaceae.